Molecule: messenger RNA, 3318 nt
Organism: Neomonachus schauinslandi (Hawaiian monk seal)
Lineage: Eukaryota; Metazoa; Chordata; Mammalia; Carnivora; Phocidae
Gene: SLC24A1
Product: solute carrier family 24 member 1
Exons: 11
Coding region: 1-3318 (1105 amino acids)
Biological process (GO): intracellular calcium ion homeostasis; long-term synaptic depression; long-term synaptic potentiation
Cellular component (GO): membrane
Molecular function (GO): calcium, potassium:sodium antiporter activity; calcium channel activity
Source: RefSeq, a predicted model, not a curated record
AUGGGGAAAUUGAUCAGAAUGGGAACACGGAAGAGGCGGUUACUCUGGCCAAAGCGGCUUCUUUGGAGUCGACUCUUCUUCCUGUUGGGAAUGUUGAUCAUCGGUUCCGCCUACCAGCACCUGAGGAGCCCCCGGGGCCUCCCCUCAUUGUGGGCAGCAGUCUCCUCCCAACACCCUGUAAAACUGGCCAGCCGUGACCUCCCUAACAACGAUAUGAUGAUGGUGAGCAGUGACCCUCCAAGAGCUAGCUCUGAAAUGAUGGGUGACACACGGGUGCCCCAAACUACAGUGGGCAAGGAUGAGGCAACACGUGGCAUAACAAUGGAGAAUACCCCCAAUCCACCCAGAAGGACAGCCAACAUCACUUCAACAAUGCCCAAGAAUAACUACAGCCUAACAGCUGCAGACACAGAAAGAACGAAGGAAGACACCACAAUCACACCCAGUAGAGUACUGAAUCACUACACCCCAACUUCAAAAAGGCCAACAGUAAAGAAUCAUACCCCAACAACAUCACCCAGGGUAGAAAUGCAGAGCUAUCACCCAACUCAGGCUGGGAGAAAGGUGAUGAAAUAUACCCCAUCUCCAUUUGGUAGACUAGUAAGCACUUAUGCCCCAUCCACACUCAUGACAAUGACAGAGAGCCAUGGGAUCACCCCCAGAACAACACUGAAAGACAGUGAAACUAUGACAACCACCAAAAUAUUGGAGACCAACCCCUCUAAGAGAAUAGUAGAGGAAACCACCCCAACUACUCUCAAGGGAAUAAUUAAUAAAACGCCAACUUCCCUGAUAAAUGACAUGGAAACAAACAUCUUGACUUCUCCAAGGAGUAUGACGGAAGAGAACACCCUGACUACCCCCAGAAGAGUGGAUAAUAACAGAUCGACCAAGCCCCGGGGGUUAGUGGGAAAGAACAAGCUGACGGCGCCCCUGCGAAUGGGCCUGGAGCACACCACAGCCAUCUCGGAGGGGCGAGUGACAAUACGCACCACCACAACAGGCAGUGGCCCAACAGAAACCAAAGCCUCUACCGCUACCUGGAGUAUUAGUAAUCCCUUAUCUGGAACCAGCGUGUCGACCAGUGGAAUAUCCUCCACCACCUUCCGGGGGCUGGCAAAGAAAUCUUCCAUGGCACCCAGGCCCUCCUCACCCUCCAAGGUCAGGGCAAAUCCAACCAUCCAGGUCCGUCACUGUGUGGUUGUGGAGCCAGCCCCAGCGGUGCCCCCUGCUCCCUCCCCCAGCCUGACAACAGCUAUGAUCCCAGAGGCACCCAGUUCCAAUCCCUCAGCACUGCCUCCUGGGUGGCCAGACCUUCACUCCAAGGCAGAGUACCCCCCAGACUUGUUCAGCAUAGAGGAGCGGCGACAGGGCUGGGUGGUCCUGCACAUCUUUGGCAUGAUGUACGUGUUUGUGGCCUUGGCCAUCGUGUGUGACGAGUACUUUGUCCCAGCCCUGGGUGUCAUCACAGAUAAACUGCAGAUCUCAGAUGAUGUGGCAGGUGCCACCUUCAUGGCUGCUGGAGGCUCUGCCCCUGAGCUCUUCACCUCCCUCAUUGGUGUCUUCAUCUCUCACAGCAACGUGGGCAUUGGUACCAUCGUGGGCUCUGCUGUGUUCAACAUCCUCUUUGUCAUCGGCACCUGUGCCCUCUUCUCCCGGGAGAUCCUCAAUCUCACAUGGUGGCCCUUAUUCCGUGAUGUCUCUUUCUACAUCCUUGACCUGAUAAUGCUCAUUCUCUUCUUCCUGGACAGCCUCAUUACCUGGUGGGAAAGCCUGCUGUUACUGCUGGCCUAUGCUUUAUAUGUGUUCACCAUGAAGUGGAAUAAGCAGCUCGAGGUCUGGGUGAAGGAGCAGCUCAGCAGGAGGCCAGUGGCCAAGGUCAUGGCCCUAGGGGACCUCAGCAAGCCAGGCAAUGGGGCAGCUGCGGUGGAUGAGCUACAGGAAAACACGAAGCUAAAGGUGGUGCUCCCCGCGGUGCUGACCCGAGGGAGCAGCUCGGCCUCUCUGCACAACAGCACCAUUCGCAGCACCAUCUACCAGCUCAUGCUCCACAGCCUGGACCCUCUGGGAGAAGCCCGCCCCUCCAAAGACAAGGAGAGCUUGAGUCAGGAGGCCAAAGCCAAGCUUCACGCUAACGCAGAGAACAAACCAGAAGAGGAGGAGCCAGCCCAGCUUCCUGCGGUCACAGUCACACCAGCCCCCGAUCCAGAUGUCAAGGGAGAUCAGGAGGAGGAGGAUCCCGGCGGUCAGGAAGGAGAUGUGCCUGGAGCUGAGAGCACAGGUGACGUGAUAGGUGAAGAGGCUGAAACUCCUGAUAGAGGUGAAAAUGGACAACAAGGUGGAGGUGAAACUCAACUGGAAGGUGAAGGUGAAAUUGAAGCAGAAGGAGAAGGAGGUGAAGAUGAAGGUGAAAUCAAAGCAGAAGGAGGAGAAGGUGAACAUGAAGGUGAAGAUGAAGGUGAACUCCAAGCAGAAGAUGGUGAAAUGAAAGCUGAUGAGGGUGAAAAUGAAGAGCAGGAACUCAAUGCUGAAAGUCAAGGUGAAGCCAAAAGUGAUGAGAAAGGUAGAGAUGGUGAAGGGGGAGGUGAAGGAGGUGGAAGUGAAGAUGAAGAGGAGGAAGAAGAGGAGGAAGAAGAGGAGGAAGAAGAGGAGGAAGAUGAGGCGGAGGAUGAGGAGGAGGAAGAAGAGGAGGCAAGUGAGGAGCCUUUGUCCCUGGAGUGGCCCGAGACCAGGCAGAAGCAGGCCAUUUACCUGUUCCUCCUGCCCAUUGUGUUCCCACUGUGGCUGACCGUGCCCGACGUCCGGAGGCUGGAGUCUAAGAAGUUUUUUGUUCUCACCUUCCUGGGAUCCAUCAUGUGGAUAGCCAUGUUCUCAUACCUCAUGGUAUGGUGGGCUCACCAGGUUGGUGAAACAGUAGGGAUUUCUGAAGAGAUAAUGGGUUUGACGAUCCUAGCAGCAGGCACGUCCAUUCCUGACCUCAUCACCAGUGUGAUUGUUGCUCGGAAAGGCCUGGGAGACAUGGCUGUGUCAAGCUCUGUGGGCAGUAAUAUAUUUGAUAUCACCAUGGGCCUGCCAGUCCCUUGGUUGCUCUUCUCUUUCAUCAAUGGAUUACAGCCUGUUCCAGUCAGCAGCAAUGGCUUGUUUUGUGCAAUUGUUUUGCUUUUUCUCAUGCUCUUGUUUGUGAUCUCUUCAAUUGCAUCGUGCAAAUGGAGAAUGAACAAGAUCCUGGGCUUCACAAUGUUCCUCCUUUACUUUGUAUUCCUGAUAAUCAGCGUGAUGUUAGAAGAUCGAAUCAUUUCCUGUCCUGUAUCUGUCUGA